AUGAAGGUCGCGUUCGUCGGACUCGGGGCCAUGGGCUCCGGCAUGGCGCGCAGCAUCCUUGCCCAGGGCCAUCACGUCAGCGCGUUCGACGUGUACCCGCCGAGCGUGGACAAAUUCGUCGCCGCAGGCGGCACCGCGGCCAAGUCCCCCGCGCACGCAGCUGAGAAGGCAGACGCGAUCGUCCUCAUGGUCGUCAACUCCGACCAGGCCGACGCGGCGCUUUUCGGGGAGCAGGGCGCAGCGGCGACACUCCCUGCGGGCGCGGUGGUGAUCCUGUGCAGCACGGUCCCGCCGGCGUACGCGCGAGCGCUGCAGGUCAAGCUCGAGAAGCACUCCCCCCCGCUGCUGUACGUCGACGCGCCCGUCAGCGGCGGCGUCGCCAAGGCGGCCUCGGGCGCCCUCACAAUCAUGGCCUCGGGCUCCGACGAGGCGAUGGCGCGCGCGGGGGGCGUGCUCGACGCGAUGACCGGCAGCGGCGGCAAGCUGUACUGCAUUCCGGGCGGCGCGGGAGCGGGGUCGAGCGUGAAGAUGGUCAACCAGUUGUUGGCCGGUGUGCACAUCGCCGCUGCGGCAGAGGCCAUGGCGAUCGGUGCGCGCGCGGGCCUCAACACGCGCGCGCUCUUCGAGGUGAUCAGCAACGCCGCCGGGUCCUCCUGGAUGUUCUGCAACCGCGUGCCGCACAUGCUCGACGGCGACUACACCCCCCACUCCGCCCUCGACAUCUUCGUCAAGGACCUCGGCAUCGUUGUCGGGGAGGCCCUCGGAUAUAAAUUCCCGGUUCCAAUGGCCGCCGCGGCCCACCAGCUCUUCCUACACGGCUCCGCGAUGGGCAACGGCCGCCAGGACGACGCCUCGGUCGUCAAGUGCUACCCGGGCGUGGACGUGGCGUGCCCGGCCCCCGCACCAGUGCUGACGGCGCGAGCCCCGAGCGGCGCGCCCGCGGCCGCGGGGGCCGCGGCGAGCGAGCCGCCGCGGGCGCCCAAGUCCGAAGUGCUCGACGCGCUGCCACUGGUGCGGCCGCUGUCGAAGCGCGAGGUGGACGCCGCGUGGGAGGGCGGCAGGUCGCGGUGCCUGGUGGUCCUCGACGACGACCCGACGGGCACGCAGACCAUGCACGGGGUGCGUGUGCUGCUGGAGUGGGAAGUGGCGCUGCUGGAACAGGCGUUCCGUGCGGCCGGACAGGAGGGCUCGAGCCUCCCGGGCUUCUUCAUCAUGACCAAUUCACGCGCGCUCCCGCCCUCCGAGGCGCGCGCGCUCAUCUCUGCCGUCUGCAAGAACGUCCAGACGGCCGCGGCGCGCGUCGGCGCCCAGUACUCCGUUGUGCUGCGAUCGGACUCGACCCUGCGCGGCCACUUCCCGCUCGAGAACGACGUCGCCGAGGCGGCCAUGGGCCCCUUCGACGCCUGGAUCCUCUGCCCCUUCUUCCUCGCCGGAGGGCGCUACACCGUGGGCGACGUGCACUACGUGCAGGAGGGGGAGGAGCUCGUGCCAGCGGCGCAGACGCAGUUCGCCAAGGACCAGGCGUUCGGGUACGCGAACAGCAAUCUGCGGCGGUACGUCGAGGAGAAGACGGGCGGGCGCGUCCCCGCGGAGAAGGUCCACUCGAUCACCAUCCCCGACCUUCGCCAGGGGGGGCCGGACUCGGUGCGCGACAUCCUGCUGGGGCUCCCGCGCGGGUCGGUGUGCGUCGUGAACGCGGCCGCGGAUGAGGACCUCCACGUCUUCGGCCUCGGCCUGAUGCUCGCGGAGAAGGAGGGCAAAAAGCGCUACCUGUGUCGCACAGCGGCGUCGUUCGUUUCGGCGUGCCUGCUGCCCGGGGAGGCCCCGCGGCCGCCGAUGGGCCCCGCGGACCUCGUGCCUCUGCGCACGCACACGGGGUCCGCGCGCCACGACUCCCCGCGCGGCGGCAUCGUCGUGUGCGGGUCCUACGUGCCCAAGACCACCGAGCAGCUCGAGGUGCUGCUCGACCACUGCGCGGUCAAGGGGCUGCCGCUGGACCGGAUCAUGGUGAGCUCGACGCUGCUGUCGUCGCGCGCUGACGUUGCGGGGCGGGCGCGUGAGAUUGCACGGGCAACAGCGGCUGCGGAGGCCGCGGUGUCCAGCGGGCGCGUGGCGCUGGUGUACACGUCGCGCGUGCUCAUUCGAGGGCAGGACGCGGAGGACUCGCUGGCGAUUCACUCCCUCAUCGCGUCGGGCCUCGUCGCCAUCGUGCACGGCGUGGCCACGCGGCCGGGCUUCCUCAUCGCCAAGGGGGGUAUCACGUCAGCGGACAUGGCCGCCAAGGCCAUGCGCGCCCACUCCGCCCUCGUCGCCGGCCAGGCCUCCCCGGGCGUGCCUCUCUGGGUCCUCGACGGCGCCGAGUGCGUCCACCCGGGGCUGCCGUACGUGGUGUUCCCCGGCAACGUUGGCUCUAGGGACGCCCUCGCGCACGUCGUCGAGCGCUGGAUGCCCCCGCGCGCCCGCGAUCCGCCCACGCUCUCCUCCAUGCUCAGCCGCGCCAUCGAGGGCCUGUACGCCGUCGGCGCGUUCAACGUGUACGACCUGGCCGGCGGCGCAGCGGUGGUGGCCGCCGCGGAGGCCGCGCGGUCGCCCGUGAUCCUGCAGGCGCACCCCGCCGCGCUGAAGCACCCCGCGGGCGGCGCGGGGCUCGCGGCGGGCCUGAAGGCGCUCGCUGAGCACGCGUCCGUGCCCGUGCUGGUCCACCUGGACCACGCGGCGGAGUCGGACUGGCGCGAGGGGCUGAAGCACGGGUUCGGGUCGCUCAUGGUGGACGGCUCGCACCUGGAGUUCAAGGCCAACGCCGCUCUCACCCGCACUGCGGUCGCGGCGGCGCACAUGCGCGGCAUGGGCGUGGAGGCCGAGCUGGGCCGCCUUGCCGGCACGGAGGACGACAUCACCGUCGAGGCGUACGAGGCGAGUCUGACCGACCCCGGCGAGGCGGCGCGGUUCGUGACGGCGACGGGCUGCGACGCCCUCGCCGUUUGCAUCGGCAACGUGCACGGAAAGUAUCCGCCCUCGGGCCCCAAAAUCGACACCGCGCGGCUGCGGGAGAUCCGUGACGCGGUCCACAAGGAGCGCCCGGGGCUGCCGCUGGUCCUGCACGGCGCGAGCGGGCUCGACGAGGCGACGGUGAAGGAGUGCAUUCGGCUCGGUUGCGCGAAGUUCAACGUGAACACGGAGGUGCGCGCUGCAUACGUGGCGGCCCUGAAGAGCGGAGGGUACUCGGACCUGGUGCCCGGGAUCACUGCGGGCCACGACGCGAUGGUCAAGGUCGUCAGGGAGAAGAUCGAGCUGCUCGGGAGCGCGGGGAAGGCGUGA
Messenger RNA from Pedinophyceae sp. YPF-701, 3318 nucleotides. NCBI's taxonomy places the organism in Eukaryota, Viridiplantae, Chlorophyta, Pedinophyceae. The record is from the annotation of a GenBank genome assembly.